Molecule: messenger RNA, 2307 nt
Organism: Mercurialis annua (annual mercury)
Lineage: Eukaryota; Viridiplantae; Streptophyta; Magnoliopsida; Malpighiales; Euphorbiaceae
Product: probable folate-biopterin transporter 8, chloroplastic
Exons: 2
Coding region: 306-1877 (523 amino acids)
Cellular component (GO): membrane
Source: RefSeq, a predicted model, not a curated record
CUUCUUUGUUUCGUAAAUAUAAUAUUUUGUCUCGUGUGAAUAACGGUGCACAAAACAUAGACUGUCACGGUCAAUAUAUAUAUAUGUAAACCCUACCACCUGGUUCUUGAUUAUGGGUCCCUUCAAAUCCUCCGUGACAAUUACCAAAUUAACAAAGAAAGGUAUCAUCAUCAUGGGUUAGAACUCUCUUCUUGUCUCCUCCAUUAUUCUAGAUCUCUCUCCAAUUCAAAAAUUAUUAAAUUCUUCUUCUUCUUUCAGUAAUUCCUCAAUUGGGUUAGCAGAAUUUCUUGGUUUUUGGGUCAACCAUGGCGAUGGUUCGGGUUCCUCCAUCAACUCUAACUAAAGACCCGAAAAAUCCAAGAUUUUGUAUUCACACUACCAAGUUAUCUCACCUCUGUUUGAAACCAAUUCAAUGCUCGUUUUCCAAUCUCAAUGCUGUUCACAAGCCUGUAAAACCAGUGACUCAAAGUCCGGUUUUUUCCCAAGUGGGUGGUCAGCAAAUGGUGGGUUUGAGUGGGUUUGGUUAUUGGGUUCAGGGUUUUAGGUGCUUUCCAUGGCUAGCUCUUAACUUUCAUAUGGCUAACCAUCUGAACCUGCAUCCAUCGGUGUUGCAGCUUGUGCAACAUUCCGGUAAUCUUCCCAUGGUGGCUAAGCCUCUCUAUGGGAUCCUUUCGGAUGCUUUUUAUAUUGGUGGUGCUCAUAGAUUGCCUUAUAUUCUCAUUGGAGUCUUAUUGCAGGUUCUAUCUUGGGCUCCAUUGGCGUUGAUCCCAGCUGCACGCGAAGGCCUUCCUAGCGUUUUGGCAUGCAUUCUUCUCGGCAAUCUUGGCGCAUCAAUUGCAGAAGUUGCAAAUGAUGCUCUUGUUGCAGAGUAUGGCCAAAAACACAGAAUGAAAGGCCUACAAUCUUAUGGUUUUAUGGCUUUGGCUGUGGGUGGAAUUUUAGGCAACUUGUUUGGUGGCUGCUUCUUACUGAAAACACUACCUAAAAACAUGUUCCUCGUAUUCGCCUGUCUGUUAUCUUUUCAACUUGCAAUUUCAUCAACUUCUAGAGAGGACUCUCUUGGUAUAUCACAACCAGCAUAUCAAAAUCUUGCAAAGCAAGCAAUCUGGGAAAAUAUCAAGAAACAGCUUAGCGAUCUGAAAAUGGUGUUAUGCGAAGACAUUAUCUCUCGCCCUCUUAUAUGGGUCGUAGCCUCUAUAGCCGCAGUCCCAGCUCUCUCAGGUUCGAUCUUUUGCUAUCAAAUACAAUGUUUGCAUCUUGAUCCUUCAAUUAUUGGCCUGUCACGCGUGAUUGGCCAGUUAACGCUUCUCUCAAUGACUGUACUCUAUGACCGUUACUGGAAAGAUGUGCCAAUGAGAAAGUUGAUAGCUGCGAUCCAGUUCGUAUACGCUUCGUCUCUUCUUCUUGACUUUGUUCUAGUGAAACAGAUAAAUCUUAGACUCGGAAUUCCAAAUGAGGUAUUCGCGUGCUGUUUUUCGGGUUUAUCGGAAACUCUUGCCCAGUUUAAGGUUCUUCCAUUCACAGUGCUAUUGGCAAGUUUAUGUCCUAAGGGUUGUGAAGGGUCUCUUAUGUCUUUCGUAGCUUCGAUGCUGUGUUUAUCGUCGAUUUUCAGUGGAUUUCUAGGUGUUAGUUUAGCUUCCAUGAUGGGAAUAACAACUGGUGAUUACUCAAGCCUGCCUAUAGGAAGUUUGAUACAGUUCAUUGCAGCAUUACUGCCAUUGGGAUGGAUUAUGUACAUACCUUCUCAGCCCUCUAUUGAGAAGGAACGAAGGAGAGGUGCUAGUAAAAGAUCUCGAAGAAAUAGAAGGAUCGGAAGAGUCGCGCUACCUCCAAUUUUUGUUUACAGGAGAGAGAGAGAAUCUGAGACGCAGAGAUAGGAGAGUAGUUGGUCUUGCAAUGGACUUCGAGUAAAAGAACUGGAAGAAAUAGAAGGAUCGGAAGAGUUGCGUAACUUGCGGUAGGCUCAACUUCUGUUUAAUGGAGAGAAAGAGAAUAUGAGACGCAGAGGUAGGAGAGUUGGUUGGUCUCGCAACGAAUGCUCUGGCAUGUUGUACGGAAACAGCAGCGCUGCAGCGCUGAAAUCUCUGAAGCGGGAAAUGGAAAAACGGUGUAGUUUAUAAAUAUUGGUUAUAAAUUUAAGUUUCGGAGAUUCGGAAGCAUUUUUAGAAAAUGGAAAGGAAACAUUGAAAUGUAGUAUUCGACAAGUUUCCGACUAAUAUUAGAUGCUCUGGAUUAGUCCUGAGUGUAGUUUCAUGCUGCACUUCCUUUCAUUUUCUUUUGUGAAUAUAAAUUAUCUUCAUUUUCAUA